Molecule: messenger RNA, 988 nt
Organism: Elaeis guineensis (African oil palm)
Lineage: Eukaryota; Viridiplantae; Streptophyta; Magnoliopsida; Arecales; Arecaceae
Source: RefSeq, a predicted model, not a curated record
AGACGAGAAAUAAAUCGAUUAUUAUUCACAUCUUUGGGGGGGAAGUUCUCAGAUAUAUGCCCAACUUGGAACGCUUCUUCCAUUCCGAGUUAAUUCCAAAUGGCUCUAAAAUUAGGCAGCUCUGUCUCGAAUCCAGCUUCGAUUCUGUUGGAUUCUCCCGCUCAUAACUUCCCUUCGAGCAGAAGCAGCAGUUGCUCUCCGCCGCCUUCUCUUUCCCAUGGGAUUUUGGUUACUUGUCCUGGUACAAACCAAAUCAAUACUGCCGUUUUCCCCAGAAGUCUUUCCUCUGGAUCAAAUGCUAGAAGCACAUUUUUUAAAUUGCCAAGAAGCAGUGGUUCCUCAUCCUCGGAAGGUGGUCCAGAGGAUUCAAAGUCUUCAGACCAAGAGAAGGCACCUUUUGGAUACACAAGAAAAGAUGUGCUACUUAUUGGUAUAGGAGUAACUGUACUAGGUGUUGGUUUGAAAUAUGGGCUGGAGUUUGUUGGAGUUGAUCCUUUGCAAGCAGGCAAUGUUGUUCAGUUAGUGUUGGUCUUGGGGCUAACAGUUGGAUGGAUUUCCACUUACCUAUUUAGAGUCUCAAAUAAAGAGAUGACGUAUGCACAGCAAUUAAGAGAUUACGAGAAUAAAGUCAUGGAGAAACGAUUAGAGGGUCUCACAGAAGCCGAGCUAGAAGCACUACUCGAGCAAGUGGAAGAGGAAAAAAGACGCAUGGCCAGUGACAAGCAACUCUGAGUCAAUUCUUGUGAUUGCAAUGUGCAUUAUAAUUUACAUAGCACAAGGAAAAGGUUUGCAAUGCAGUCCGUGGAGAGAACAACAUUCUGUAUUAUUUCAUUUCCCUAAUCAUGUGAUGUGAGCCCUUAUGUUCUGAACCCAUCUUUCAUCUGAUUUCUAGUGUUUCACAUGGCAUGACUAUGUUGUACUCUCAAAAAAUGAAGGUUACUGAUUACAAUUAAACAAAAAAAAGACACCAAAUUGCAAUGUUGCUGCC